AUGUCGGGAGUACACACAACAACAGCCUUUGUCAAAGCUGUCAAGGAGUGCGCUGAUUGCCUGAAGAAGAAUGUUGCGCUUGUGUAUGAAAAAGAUCCGUUUGGCAGCGACAGUGAUUCUGAACAGGGAGCCGCGGAUGAGCAGAUCGCACAGCAGCAAAGCAGUGGGACCGAAGCGGUAGCACAAGUUCCGAAGGAAGUCGUCGUACAUGAAGCGCGCAAGGUAGUUGUGCAGGAAGAACCAGACGAUGACGCUCGCAGUGAUGAUGAGCAGCAGGGUGCUACGACCAUUGGAGAUAAUAACUUUCUUCAAUUUGCUCUGGAUGAUCUGCUCACCGAAAGCACGACGGACUUCAAUCUCGACUUGUGCAAAGUCCAGGUGUCGCGGCUAUUUUCCAAAGUCCGCGUGGGAGAACGUGUUGAAGCCGCCAAGGAUAUGGAGCAGUGGAUGAGUGUUCUGGCAUUGUCCCACACAGAGUCUGAGAUGAUGCUCAAGGAAUCGGAGGCUGUAACGGAAGCUGCGCAGCAAGGCUUGGAGGAGCGACGUCAAGAUAUCGCAACACUUGUGGGGCAAAACAACAUCAAAAUCUCGACGUUGCUUAAGGGUUUCAUGCAGAAGGCCAUUCGUGUGAGGACAGUCGACGCAUUGAGCAUCCCUGACGCACAGGUUUCGCAGUAUCGGCUUGAGACUCUGGACAUGCUCAGAGCAGGAUGCUUGGUUUUGUCCUUUUCGGGAGCCAUCUUUUCAUGCAGCCAAAAUAUGUGGCAGGCCAAGUAUGCCAAGUCUGCUUAUGAUGAAUUCUGGGACGGACUGUGGGAUGCUAAGCUUGAAAUCACCUGGAUUGUUGUUGAAACCCAAGUGGACACUGCAUGUUUCUUGGUGGAGCUGUUGAGCAAAUUCAUAAACCCUCGCAGAAACGGAAGGAUCCAUGGCGGCAACGCUUCGACUAGAUUUUUCUGGCGUCUACCGGACAGGACAGGUUGCAGCGAGCGUUUACGAACGCGACAGCACUGGAAGGCGAACUCUCGGAGCAGAAUCCCAGCGAGAAGUGUCUUUUGUUUCGGAGACCCUGUCGAAACUUGUCGGUGCGUUUGUAAUUUCUUUAUGGGCUUUCCCAAGCCCGACUGUGAGUUUAAUCUUGCACUACCUGCGCUUCACCCGCGCGUCACCUUCGCCAUCGAGCUUCGUGAAACGAGUGGGUGGGUGGGUUUGUUGGCUUCGGCGAUCUUCACGCAGGACCCACACCGGUUGUGCAGUACUUGCUGCAAGGAGCCGAGUGCACGGACUAUCACAUGCAUCUGGCCGCACGCCGGCUGCGCUGAUGGCCCAUUAUAUUUCCUGGGCGACACCAUGUGA
This is a messenger RNA of Symbiodinium sp. CCMP2592, 1356 nucleotides long. The record is from the annotation of a GenBank genome assembly. NCBI's taxonomy places the organism in Eukaryota, Dinophyceae, Suessiales, Symbiodiniaceae.